Molecule: messenger RNA, 306 nt
Organism: Colletotrichum phormii
Lineage: Eukaryota; Fungi; Ascomycota; Sordariomycetes; Glomerellales; Glomerellaceae
Exons: 1
Source: RefSeq, a predicted model, not a curated record
AACAACGAGUUUCAGGUGGCGAGAUUCCUCCCGAACAAUGUGGGAAAAUUUCUUUACCUCUAUCUCGUCUAUAUCAGGCCCUUUACGAGUAUGCUCCGAAGAGUAUGCUUCGGCACGACUGAUGACAAGGAGACCUCUAUUUUGUUUGCGUCUCGUUGCCGGCCAACAGCGCCAUGGUCGACUGGGAGGCUCUCAAAAGAACUAGCUAGAGCCACCGCCGGACUUCUGGGGCUGCCUAUAAAUACUCGGACAUACCGUCAGCUAUCUAUUGCUAUCACUGAAAGGCACCUCAAACAUAUGUCUACU